CGCACGCACACACAAUCCCCACACUCUCCACUCUCCACUUCCGCUGGCUCCUGCCGCCGUCACUCUCGCCGCACCAUCCCUCCCCUCCCCUCCCCUCCUCCGGCCUCAGAUCACCGCGCGCAAGGUCCCAGCUGAGAGCUCGCAGGCUGGGGAUCGAUCGGUCAACACGGAGGAUCUAGCAGUCGUGGACCCCACCGCGGAUGGCGCCGCCGUUAGCAGACUGCAUCGAGGCCGGCGACGGUGACCCGUCCUCUCAGUGAAUACACCGCCAGAUUAUUACUAGCAGUGAGUCUCGCACAAUACAACGGUGGCAACAGUUUCUAGCUUGUUGGGAUUGGAAUAACUCACUGUAGCUUUGAGUUUUCACGGCCAUGGAGGGUGCUAAAUCCAACAAGAGAGCAGCAGAAGCUCGUCGAGAGGGGCAGAGCAGCGUCAAGAGGCGGAAUGUCAACGUGGCAGUGGACGGUGGUAAAUCAAACGGGCGACAAGCAGAAGUCCGGCGAGAGGGACAGAGCAGCGCAAAGACGCAGAGUGUCAAUGUGGCGGUGGACGGUGGUGAAUCCAAUGCGCAACAAGCACAAGUUCGGCGAGAGGGACAGAGCAGCACCAAGAUGCAGAAAGUCACCAUGGGGUUGGAUACCCUCGACUGCCCUGUCUGCUCCCAGCCCCUCAGGCCCCCGGUUUUCCAGUGUCCUAAAGGGAAUCUCAUCUGCUCGCCCUGCCGUGACAAGCUCCCGGAAAGCAAGCGCGGUGCUCCUCAGCGCAGCUAUGGUGUGGAGCGCAUCAUUGAGAACACUUUUGUCCCCUGCAAGCAUGGAUGUUUGACGAAGAUCACCUAUUACGACAUAGAAGAACACGAGAGUAGGUGCCCUCUCGGGCCAUGUUUCUGUCCGGUCUCUGGUUGCGGCUUCGUCGGGACAACCGUGCCACUGUUAGACCAUCUCACCACCCUGCACAAGCUGCCAAAGAUGGCAUUCAAAUACUUCGUGCCAUUUGAACUCCCUGCCCAACCAUGCUCUCUUGUUCUCCGCGGUGGAUAUGGUCGUGUUUUCCUUCUCGAAGUGGCAUCGCUGGAGUCCCUGGGCCAUUCAGUCUCACUAGUUUGUGCUGGGCAUAAGGAUUGGCUUGGCACGAUCAGGUGCUCGGUCGGUUUCUCAUGCUUUGAAGGUCACUGCCAGGUUUCAUUCUUGGAAAUCGAGAGGUCAUCAUUGUCUAAUGGGUUGACAACGCAAGACUUCUGUGUUGUGCCCAAGGUUUCAGGCGGACAAACUGAUGUCAUGCUCCGGAUCAUGAUCGAUUUGCUCUAUGGUGACGACGAUGUUCCUGAGGUGGAGGAGGACGAUGCAGACAAUAGCUAUGUGGAGGGGGAGGAUGAGGAUAUGACAACGAAGUGGAGGAUGGCCAUCACAAACCUGGGGGUGAGGGAGGAUGACAAUGACAGCGACGAGGAGGAUGGGGAUGAUAACGAUGAGGAGGAGGAUGAUGAUAUGGCGAUAACUGGUACGUCGAGGCGUGGCGUGACAAUCACAAGUGAGAAGGUGAAGGACGACGGCAAGGAUGAUCGGGAGGACAAUCAGAAUGGUAACUGAUGCUUGGCGCCACGUCUCGAUGACAAUGUCCACGGUGCACGUGCUUUUCAGCAAGACUUUGGUUACUAUGGUGGUUGAUGGCAUUUAGGUGCAGGAUGUGCUAAGAGCCUGAGGGACUACAAUCUCAGAUUCUUAGUACUACAAUGCUGUAUCAUAUCAAUGUGUUAGGUUCUGCGUUAAUCAUGCAGUGGCAGUGUGAACUAUGUAAUACUAAGUCUCGUGAAGUACACUGUGGUAGAGUGCGUUGGUCAGUGGAGCCUAUUCUGUAUUCUAGUGUGCCAAUCAGUUUCUUUCUCCAUUCCAGCUCUGAACUAUGCAGUUUCUGUCUCAAUUCUGCAUUAUAAUGUGUCAAUCAGUUUUUACGGGUUAUUCUCAAAAUAUUUCAUAUAUAG
Molecule: messenger RNA, 1981 nt
Organism: Triticum aestivum (bread wheat)
Lineage: Eukaryota; Viridiplantae; Streptophyta; Magnoliopsida; Poales; Poaceae
Product: E3 ubiquitin-protein ligase SINA-like 2
Exons: 3
Coding region: 372-1589 (405 amino acids)
Cellular component (GO): cytoplasm
Molecular function (GO): ubiquitin protein ligase activity; zinc ion binding
Source: RefSeq, a predicted model, not a curated record